AACGUCUUAUAGGAGAAUUGUCAGUCAGCUGUUGAUUUGAUUUUUAGGCUUGUGUCAAAUCGAAAGAUGGAUCAGGCUUGUCAGGUAGCCCGAAAACAAGAUUUGCCCCCUCCGGGGGGCUACAAGCCAAUUCCUUACAAAAGAAUACCUGCAAAAACCUUAUUUAGCGGGUAUACUAUGUUUGCUGGUUACUUUGGUAUAACAGCAUUUGCAAUGUACCUGUACAGCCUCAAUUACAAACAAAUAGUGAGGGAUCAAAUUGAGAUGCGUUCUGCCAAGAUGGCAAUAUACCCAAUGUUGCUGGCUGAAAGAGACAGGGCUUACCUGAAGCAGCUCCGUAAGAACCGUGAUGCAGAGGCGGAGCUCAUGAAGGAUGUGCCUGGAUGGGAGGUGGGUACCUACUACGGUGAGAAGGUAUACAAGCUCCUUCCCCCUGACACUCUGGUUGAGCCCAUCUUCCAUGAGUACUACGCCCACUCUGGAACCUGGGAGUGGUUCCAACGUGCAUACCUCAAGCUGCGCUCUUAAGAAGGUAACGCUGGUUACAGCUUCUGGUGAUCUUAAUUCCUUUUUGUGAAGUUACUUGAUAAAAACAAGUGCAGUUACUGUGAAUUGAUUUGUAGGUUGAUUUCAUUUUAAUAAAACAUAGGAUG
Molecule: messenger RNA, 653 nt
Organism: Spodoptera exigua (beet armyworm)
Lineage: Eukaryota; Metazoa; Arthropoda; Insecta; Lepidoptera; Noctuidae
Source: the annotation of a GenBank genome assembly